UAGUAUUGACGAAUGGAGUUUGUUUUGUAAAGUUCUCAGCAUCUUCGGUUAGAAAAAGGAGCUAGAAGAGCAGUGCAGACUGGCAUAAUUAUUCAUUUUUCUAAUCUACAGCAUAACCCAAGGAGUCCCUGUAGUAGUGAGCUAAUGGUGUAUCUUCUAAGUGAAAAUAGCAUGUUCUUGAAUGUGAUUAGAGAUAUGUUUCAAAAUGUAUGCUAAUAUCUCAGCAAUUCUAGACUUUUAUGAACAAGGCAGGAUCUCAAAAUGUGUUAAAUACUCCAUUAAUUUUAGUAUGUUAAUUAAGAGUUCAACUGAGCAAGCAUUGAGAAAUGCAUCAUACAGAACAUUUGCAGAAUGGUUUAAUGUUAUCCGGUGAAUUUGAUCUCCCAAAAUGCCUACCUGGAUGGCAGUCUGGGAACUUUGACUUUGAAAUUAGUGCAUGUAAUCCAUUCAGAAUUAUUUCACCAUUUCCUUUUACACUCCUACUGAUACGUUCUGUUGUGCGGGAGUUUGUCACAGAGUUGGCUUUACUUAUCCAUACUACAGCCAAAUCCAAGGUCCUUAACUAUGACAACAUCCAUGGCUUAUCAUUUAACUGGUAGAGAGAUGCCAGAGGCCAUAUUCCCCCAUACCCUACUGUUUGACCCCAUGCCCUUCAUAAAUGUCAUCCUGUUUGGACAGCUGGAUGAGCCAAAUAGCAGAGAACAAGAAAGGAAGUAAGUGAGAAAGCAGAGCAAUAGCAAAUAAAGGAGUAAAAAGGACACAGUGGUAGGAACUUGGUUUUGGUGCAUUGUUAAGAGGUUACAAGUUAGUAUGGCUUGAGUGGGCACUAUCAAACAGCUUUUACUUGGUGUCUUGAUGCCUGAUACUUAAAUAGCAUGAUCAACAGCUAUUAAUAAAGUAACCAACGAUACAGAGCACAGCACAAAAUGCAUUAGGGCCCUUGGCCUGUGUCAAGUAGAAUUUGUCAAAUGCAAUUUUCAAAACUUGGACCUGAAAUAAACCAUUCUGGGGACAAGAUGUGGCCACAUGUUGUUCUUUCACACAUUUGAGAGGAGAAAGUGGUGUUUCAAUAUUUACACAGUGUCACAGUGACAUCCUAUAAACCAUUGGCCCAUUGGUUAUGCUAACGACAUGCCACAGUCUUAACGCAAAGGUACUCAUCCUCUAUUGACGUGGUCUUUUCACUCUCCAGACCACAGACAUAGGGCCCAGUGUUGUGUAAGACGCCUCAAUGUUUGUGCUAUUUACUGUUAAAUGAAAAGAAUGUGGGAUGCUCUGGCAACAGAUGUGUGCCAUCACAACUAGCAAAUGAAAUUGUAACCCUUCGGGUCAGAUCAUGAUGCUGACCAAGCCUGUAGAGACACAUUAUUACAGGAAUGAACUGUUAGUCAGUUUCCAGGACAUAGGAACAACUGAAGGCUGUACAGUAUGACACAAUUAUGUGUAUGUCCAUAUUGACAGUAGUAACAAUAGUAGGAUUUAUGUGUUAACCUUGUGUUAUUAACCUGUUAUUAAUAUUUCUUUAUUUUCUGCUGAAGCACUUAUUGGAUCUAUUUCUUUAUUAAAAUGCUCCAAAAGUUUGCUGGCAUAGUAAGUGACUAGUCUAAAACAGGAUACACAGCCAUCCUGACCUUGGAGAUUCCCAGAAAUUCAAAUGUUAGUACUCCCCUGAGUAUCAUCAAGACAACAGCACAGACUUAUAUUGUAUGUGCCCCAUAUUUUCGGCAUGUAUUUGCCCUAGUGAGCAUAUAUUAACAGACGGUUUAAUGUUUGCAACUCUUAUUGUCUUUUAGGCUUCAAUGUGACUGGCAUUGUUCAGACAUUGUGCAAAGGAGAGUCUCGGUCUCACAAAGCUUCUCUGGGGUGGUCCGGGAAGAGGAUAGCAGGGGAGUGGGAGGGGCUGAGGGACAGGGAGAUCUACUAUAUCUGGAGCAGGGGGAUUCACAGAGCACUAGUGAGACACACCUCCAAGCCUGGACAAAAAGGACCUGAGACAAGAGAAGAGUGGUUUCAGUGGAAUAUGGGAACAGGCUAUCGUCACUAAAGUCCGUUUUCAACAAGUUCAGAAGAAGAAGAUCCUGAUCUUCAGGUGUUGAGAUGCUGUGUACAAGACUCAACACAGAAGUUGUCAUAAAAGCAGAGACAUUGACCUGGAAACAUUGAAAACAAGAGAAAUAAUAUAAUUUUCUUAACCCUGCAACAAGAGACAGUGGCUGGUCAUAGACUCUCACAUUUAUCCACUCUGCCCAUCCCAUUUAUGUCGGACUCUGAGCUGCUGCCCUCAGCAUCCCCCUCUCCGCCCCCGUUUCACCAGUGCGACUACAGAGAAUGGAGACCCACAUGGGUAAUCAUACCCUCAGUCUAUCUCCUGGUAUUUGUUUUGGGCUCCCUGGGAAAUGGGCUUGUCCUCUGGUCAUACCUGGAUCGACCUGAGGGUAAACCAGCCGGCGUGGGGACCUGCACCCAUCGGCGUCUUCAGCAAUCUGGAAGGAUUUCUACCCCCAAGUUGCCUGACUCCUCUCGUUCCCUUACUGACUCACUCAUUGCCAGCCUGGCAGCAGCAGACCUGGCUUUUGUGGUAACCCUGCCCUUAUGGGCAGCCCACACAGCGCUAGACUACCACUGGCCCUUUGGCAAGCCUCUUUGCCAAGUCAGCAGCUAUUUAGUGGCCCUCAACAUGUAUGCCAGUGUGUUCUCCCUCACGGUCCUGAGCAUGGAGCGUUACUGGGUUAUUGCUGGCCGACGGCGGUCCAGUAGGGCCCAGGGGAGUGGAGCCUGCCGAGCUGCUUGGGUAGUGGGGAGCGUUUGGGUGGUGGCAGGUAUCCUUGCUCUUCCUGCGCUGCUACUGAGGACUGUAAGGGAGGUGGAUGUAGGGGGUCAGUAUGAAGAAGACUGGCAGACAGCUGAGGAAGAGGAACACUCGGAUCAUGAUCACAUGCCCAUGUUCAUAUCUUCCUGUAUGAUGGACUACUCUGGUCUGAUCUCAGCAGAGCUGGAGGAAGAUGACAGGGAGCAGGCAGAGCUACUGUGGACAGCAGCUCUAGGACUUAAAUCCACCUUGGUUGGCUUUCUGUUGCCUCUGAUCAUCUUAUUGAUAUGCUACUGCUCCCUAGGCCGCCUCCUCAGCCGCCAUUUUGGACAGGGUCCUCGCCCCGACCGCCAACGCCAACGCCGCCUUUUGCGAGUUAUCAUCACCUUAGUGCUAGCCUUCUUCCUCUGCUGGCUUCCCUUUCAUGCCAACAAAACACUUUCCAUGCUCGUGGAUUUAGAGCUGCUGCCCUACUCCUGCCCAUUUGACCGGACUCUGGUUGCAGCUCACCCCUAUGCUACCUGUCUAGGGUAUGUCAAUAGUUGCCUCAACCCCCUUCUAUAUGCUUGUUGUGAUGUGGCCUUUCGGAAGCGCUGCCGGGGCUUACUGCAGUGGUUGUGGUGCAGGGGUAGGUGUGGGAGUCCAAUGACAGUAGAUGAUGACAAUAGGGAACAGGCCAGCCGGAGUUCUGCAAUUCCUUCUGGAACACGCAAGGAAACAGGAGAUGGAAUUGAGGGGAAGGAUGACGUGAGACAUGGCAGAGACUGAGAGGAGGGUAGGAGUGCUGUGGAACCUCAGUCGGAAGAGGAUACCAAUAAACAGAGACGGAUAUCCUGGGAAAUGUGCAACCCUUACUGUACUCAUAUAACCCCUCAGGAGAUACAUAAACUCAAUAAAUUCCACUGGGAAUGUGUUUGAUUGAAAAACUGUCAUUUCUUCCAAGGAGAUAGAAAGGAGACAUUCUAGAAAGACACUGGCAAUAAUUGUUUUUUUAUAUGUGCUACCAAACCAAAAUAUGGGUUUUCUGUAAAUAUUUUUUGAU
This is a messenger RNA of Salvelinus fontinalis (brook trout), 3851 nucleotides long. RefSeq names its product apelin receptor 2 (gene aplnr2). Gene Ontology annotation, biological process: G protein-coupled receptor signaling pathway; immune response. The transcript has 3 exons. Gene Ontology annotation, cellular component: membrane. Gene Ontology annotation, molecular function: G protein-coupled receptor activity. The record is from RefSeq and is a predicted model, not a curated record. Lineage: Eukaryota; Metazoa; Chordata; Actinopteri; Salmoniformes; Salmonidae. Bases 2258 to 3577 code for a protein of 439 amino acids.